GGGAUGUUGCGCAUAGACGAUGUAACAUGACCCUGGCACCACAUAGGAUAGGUCCACUGAGUCCACUCUGCUUUAAAGCAUGCAGGCAACUGAAAUUGUUGCCUAUAUACAGAGACUUGGAUUGGAAAAAAAAUACCGAGUAACAUUUUUUUUCUUUUAACAAUACUAAUAUUCAACUGCAAGGGAAAAACUUAAUUAAACUUCAAAUAGUCAAAUUCAUAAAACAUAAGGUCUUAUUCUUUUUGGGUACCUGUAUAUUUUCAUUGAAAAUCAAAAUGGUUUCCCGAAUUUCAGAUGUUGAAAUUAAUCACCACGAGUUUGAAAAGAAGGUUCGAGAAUGUUGAAAACAUAACAACAGCCGAGCUUCACAACAACAUAAACAACAGCAACAACAUUCUUAUUAUAGAUACAAGAAACGAGGAAGAAUAUAGUGUGAGCAGACUUCCUGGUGCCAGGCAUCUUCAUUUUCAAGCAGAUACAGAGCAGAUUAGCAAAUUUAUACAAGAUCAUGUGAAAAACAAGGCAGACAACUCAGAAACUUUGUUGAUUUGUUAUUGUUCCUUAGGAUACAGAUCCUCUGUGUUCACUUACUGUUAG
Messenger RNA from Eurytemora carolleeae, 597 nucleotides. RefSeq lists its product as uncharacterized. The transcript has 5 exons. Lineage: Eukaryota; Metazoa; Arthropoda; Copepoda; Calanoida; Temoridae. The coding region runs from base 295 to 597 and encodes 100 amino acids. The record is from RefSeq and is a predicted model, not a curated record.